This is a messenger RNA of Gossypium arboreum, 2146 nucleotides long. Its product is annotated as ras-related protein RABA5a. Gene Ontology annotation, molecular function: GTP binding; GTPase activity. The record is from RefSeq and is a predicted model, not a curated record. Bases 1075 to 1749 code for a protein of 224 amino acids. Lineage: Eukaryota; Viridiplantae; Streptophyta; Magnoliopsida; Malvales; Malvaceae. The transcript is spliced from 6 exons. Gene Ontology annotation, cellular component: endosome.
AAAACCAAACAACGCUUAAGCUUUUGUGUAGAUAAGGCACCUGCAAAAUGAUAAAUGUUGGCUAAAUAUUAGCUAUGCUCUAGUCUCCCAUGGCCCCUACCAUUUAAGAACAUGGUCAGUCAGCAAUAUAAGUCCAUAUCAUAAUCUGGCUUUUUUUGUGGGAAGUUCAAAACCAACAUACAUUCCUCUUUCCAUCACUAUUAGUAGUACUGGAGGGACAUCCUUCCCUAAUCUUUAGCCUAUGUGCUCAAACAUUCCUGCUUCAUUUCAACUAUAGUUUUCUGCAUAUGGUUCCUCCACAACUAGAGUUUUCAACUUUCAUACGCAUUGAAAACCAAUUCUUUGAGCAAGAUAUGGAAAGUUUUUUAUCUAUGAUGAAGUCCAAGGGGAAUAUAAGGCCCAAAAAAAUAAGCCCAGGAAAUUAAGGGGUGGCUAAACCAGUAACCAGAGUAAGUGCAAAUCUGGGGUUGUCUUGUCUCUGCACUCGGCUCCCUCACCUCCUUGGAAAAGCCUAACCCUUAAAUCCUUUGAAUUUGUAUCUCUAAGCCAUUGACAUUAUCAUAUAAUCAGAUCCAUUGUUAACUCUUUUAUUUGAUCGUAAUUCCUGGUAGAGAAAAAAAAAAAAAAAAAGAAGGGUGAGGGGAGCCUCCUGAAAUUCUUCUUAUAGCUGGGCAAGGACUAAACAUAGGAUUAGGAAUCUUAGGUGGGCUAUUAAUCUGUCACGGUUGUUGGUAGAAGGAGCUUAAGUGGGAUUUCAGGUGCGAGGCAAGGUGUUAGCAAGUUGGAGAGAUCAAGGAACCGUAACGUACAUAUUCACUAGGAAGGUCAUUAGUACUACACGCGUAGGGUGCUCAGGAUAGAUUUGUCUAUGUUGCAGGAGGGUGAAAGUGGAGUAGAGUUUAUUCCUUUUUUAUUCAAUUGACCUAAUAUUUGCUUCACAAGAAAGGUAUUUUCAUGAUACAAGGUUGGUGCUUCUUAGGUGAUAACUUCAAGUACCAGAGAAGAAACUUAAUUCCGAGUGCUUUUCAUUGUUGAUAUGGUUAUAUAGAGUGACACUCGUAGGAAGGUUGUAAAAUGGCUUUUGUUUCAGAGGAAGAAAAAACUGAGGAUUACCUUUUCAAGAUUGUACUAGUUGGUGAUUCAGCUGUUGGGAAAUCGAAUUUACUUGCAAGAUUUGCUAGGAAUGAAUUCUACCCAAAUUCCAAGUCAACCAUAGGAGUGGAGUUUCAAACUCAGAAAUUGGAUAUAAAUGGGAAGGAAGUUAAGGCACAGAUCUGGGAUACGGCUGGUCAGGAGCGCUUCAGGGCCGUUACAUCUGCAUAUUACCGAGGUGCAGUUGGAGCUCUUCUUGUGUAUGACAUCAGCAGACGACAGACUUUCGAUAGCAUUGGUAGAUGGUUAAAUGAACUUCAAACUCACUCAGACAUGAACGUAGUCACCAUUUUAGUAGGCAACAAGUCGGACCUCCGGGAUGCCAGGGAAGUAUCCACAGCCGAAGGGAAGGCCUUAGCAGAGGCACAGGGUUUAUUUUUCAUGGAGACUUCUGCACUUGAUUCCUCCAAUGUAGCGGCUGCAUUUCAGACUGUCGUUAAAGAGAUCUACAACAUAUUGAGCCGGAAAGUUAUGAUGUCUCAUGAGCUCAAGAAGCAGGACGCACCAUUGGAUGGGAAGACCGUGGUUUUACAAGGGGAUGAGAACCAAGAACGUGCUACUGAGUCACCCAAAUCGGGUGGUUGCUGUUCAUCCUGAUGCUUAUCCAUUUUAACGAUUCUCCAUCAAGUUUCCACUGAAGUUGCUGAUAUUUCUUCUUCUCCAUGUCUUAAUUUGUUUGAAUAACAUUUGUUUUUACUCGGUCAUGCUUUGCUUUUAUCAUAUAUGGUGGCUGAAGAAGAGACUCAUAUGGAAUAGAAAUUAGAAUAUGUAAAUGAACUCGAGGGGGAUUGGAAGGGGGUUAAAGAAAAGAAAAUCAAAUUCAGAUGACUAUAAAUUUUCGAAUGUCAGACAUAUUUCCUUCUUGCUUUCCACUUCCCCUCCCCUUUGUUCUUUCUAGUUUCUACCCCCAUUUUCCUGCAGGGCUUUGUUUUCUACUGUUAUGUAAUACGAUGGGACAGUGAUUUACGGAAUACACCAUAUAUUUUUCCCUGAA